AUGUCCAAAGAACGCGAAUGGAUUGAAGAUGAAUUGUACAUCAACAUUUUUGACAUUGACUCCAAGGUCUAUGAAAACGUCAAGAAUCGCUGGAUCGAACACAAGAUCUGGAAUCCCAGGUGGGGUAAUAUGCCCGGAAUGACCUGGAUCCACGAAGAGCCUGACAACCAUGAAUCUGAUAUUUCGAACCACCCCGUCGCAGUUCCAGAAGCGGGAUUUCGAGCUAACGCUGCCGAAAUUGACGCACAAUCUCGCCACUCCACCGGCCGUCGUAUUACUUUUGGUUUGGCAUCCUCCGAGGCAAACCACGAUCAAAGGGGCGGGGAUAGAUCCCCAUCAGCACUCCGAACGGUAGCAGACUCUAAUCGAGCAGCCCUUGAGUCCCCCACUACAAAGAAAAUCAAACGAUCAAGCCGCGCAGCGGUUAAUAUGGAGGGUACACCAGUGCCUUAUAGCUCAUCAAAAGUUACAAAACACCCCAAACGGAAUCCUCCAAGACGUCACCUGCAAAAACGCAUUCAGGAUAUCACUGGGUCCGCAAACGCCCGUCGACGUGCACUGGGUAACCUCACAGGAACUGAGCAACAGGAGCAACAGCCUGACGAUGCGAAUUCAUUUCCCACUUCCUCACAGUUGCCACAACGGAACUUCAGAUUGGACACUGGAGAAUCCCCACCAGUACUCCAACUCCUGCUAGAAGACGUCGCCGCCGUAGCCAGCAGGUGA
Messenger RNA from Histoplasma mississippiense, 726 nucleotides. RefSeq lists its product with no specific name. Bases 1 to 726 code for a protein of 241 amino acids. The record is from RefSeq and is a predicted model, not a curated record. Lineage: Eukaryota; Fungi; Ascomycota; Eurotiomycetes; Onygenales; Ajellomycetaceae. The transcript is spliced from 3 exons.